Peronospora matthiolae is the source of this 2454-nucleotide messenger RNA. Lineage: Eukaryota; Oomycota; Peronosporomycetes; Peronosporales; Peronosporaceae. The record is from the annotation of a GenBank genome assembly.
AUGGACGCCUCCUCCCUCCGCAUCUCCAAGUUCGAUGGAACUAACUUCCACGCCUGGAAGUUCAAGAUGCAGAUGGUGCUGGAGGAACGGGACCUAUGGGAGGUCGUCAGCGGUGAGAUCAAGGCGGAACAGUGCGAGACUCAGUUGGACCAAGCGACGUACAAGAGGAAGUCAAGAAAGGCGAUGGCAGUGAUCUGUCUAGCCAUGGAAGAUUCUCAGCUACCGUUGGUCCGGUCGGCAAGUGGUGCAUGCGACGCAUGGUCAAGGUUGGAAGACCACUUCGAGAAGAAGAGUCUUGCCAACAAGCUGUUCUUGCGCCGUCGCUUCUUCACGACAAUGAUGGAAGAAGGCGACGAUGUGCUCGAACACAUCAACAAGCUCAAGACGCUGGCGGAACAGCUAGAAGCGGUGGGGGGCUCCACUUUGGAGUCGCGCUCAGACACUCUUAGCUGGGAGCUCGUGACGUCUCGACUGCUUCAUGAAGAAAUGAAGCGGAAGGAGCAAGGAAGUAAAGGUGAUGAAGCUUCGCAAGGUCAAGCGUUCAUCACAAGGGGACAAUCAGCGCAAAGGGCGACCAGUGAAGAAGUCCUGGCCGUGCCACAAUUGCGGAAAGAUUGGUCACUGGAUGGCGGAGUGCCCCUCGCGCAUCAAGAAAACACGGAGAGACACCGGCCACAGCGUGCUCAAGACAGCGGCGACCGCUAUCGAUCACAACGUGCAAACGUCGCUCAAGAAGAAGACUCGGGCGACUACCUCUUUUCGAUCGGUGAAACGACAUCUGCGAAAUCGAGCGACAUCUGGCUGGUCGACUCCGGGGCGACGCAGCACAUGACGUGCUCCAAGAAGUUCAUGCGGAACUACAAGGGGUUUGACGCUGUGGAUGUCCAUCUCGCGGAUGAUGGAAUCGUCCAAGCAAUCGGCAGUGGGGACAUUGUCAUGUCGAUGAAGACACCCCAAGGGAUGAAGAAAGGUGUGCUCACAAACGUGUGGCACAUCCCAAAGUUAUCCAGAAACCUGUUCUCGGUCGGCCGCUUCAUCAAGGAUGUCGGCCCAGUGACGUUCACGAAGGAUGGGUGCUAUGGAGAAGCGAAAGGGACCAAGUGGAAAAUUGGUGCCCGUGAAGGUAAAGGACUGUUCAAGCUGCAAAUGACUCCAGUGGCGCCGGAACAAGCAAAUGCAGCCAAGUCGUCGGGAUGUCAAGGGGGCACCAAGUCGUACCUCUGGCACCUUCGGCUUGGCCACAUAGGUCACGAUGGACUCAAUUGCAUCGUGACGAAGAACAUUGGAAUUGGCAUCGACAUAUCUUCGGUGAAGAAGUGGGACGUGUGUGAAGGUUGUGCUCUGGGAAAACAGACUCGAGUGCGCUUCCAAUCAAACACUACAGCUCGCACCUCCAAACUCCUCGAAGUGAUUCACAGCGACGUAUGCGGACCGAUGUCGAUGGCAACUUUCAGUGGAAAACGGUACUUCGUGACAUUCAUUGAUGACAAGUCAAGAUACUGUGUCGUCUAUCUGCUCAAGAGCAAAUCUGAAGUUGCGGCGAAGUUCAUGGAAUACGCUGCGAUGGCCGAAACGCAAACCGGAAAGCGCGUGAAGUACCUUCAAAGCGACAAUGGGGGUGAAUACAAGUCCGACAAGCUGGCACGAUUCUGCGCGGAACGGGGAAUACAACAAAGGUUCACACCCCCAUAUACUCCUCAGCUAAACGGAGUAGCUGAGAGAAUGAAUCGCACGCUGGUCGAGUGUGCGCGUUGCAUGAUGGAACACGCUGGACUGGGAAAGAGCUACUGGGGUGAAGCAGUGAUGACGGCGAUGUUUCCUCGAAACCGCUGUCCAACACGUGCCAUUCACCAAGACAAGUCUCCAUAUCAAGUGUGGACGAUGAAGAAACCGAUUCUGGCCAACCUUAAAGUGUUUGGAUGCCACGCGUAUGUUCAAGUGCCUCAAGACAAACGCGCGAAGUUCGACUCCAAGUCAUCACUCUGUCGUUUCCUGGGAUACGCCGAACACCAGAAGUCAUAUCGAUUUGAGGAAGUGUCAACAGGAGCGAUCAAGAUCAGUCGCGAUGCCACAUUCAUGGAAGACAAGUUUGAUGAAGGUCCGCGCAACUACAACGAUGAGUCAAGUGUCGUUGAGUUUGAUGAUCAUGAUGAGGACGAAGAAAAAGAAGAAGGUAAAACUGACGACGACAUGGACUCGAGCGACGAUGACAACGAAGACACCAGGUCUUCGAAGAGCAACAUCAAGAGACACACGCGCACUCAAUCACUUGAGAAAGCUACCGUCAUUCAAGUCCCAAGCGAAGAACAUACAGAGGUCCGUCGCUUGAGCAUGUGUCAGCGGCUGCAAUGGAUUUUGAAGCAGCCUACAUCGUUGAUUCAGUGGGGAAACGCCGACUACAUUCAAGUCGGCGAUGGAAUCAAGCGACUCCGGCAAGUGGAAAGAAGCGUGUGA